UCUUACAUUGCGAGGAGUGAAAAAGAAGGCACACAGAGCACCCCCCCUUGUUCUGCGAAUGUACUGCAGCGGAAAAAUAAUUGAGGAACGCGGCGCGCCGCCUGAUCCUGACGUGACGCUCACGCACUUCCCUUUCAUCUUCCAUCCAACCCACCAACGUCUGGGGUGGAAAGUGCGUGACGGGAAAGCAAUCUGCGCGUGCGCCGGGCCCGCUUCUCUCCCCCCUCCUCAUCCCGUUCAGGAUGGAGCCAUAGAGUACCAAGUCCUCCAGGUACUAGAGUGGGCGAGAAUAUCAGAGAUAGGAUGGAAGAAGAAUAAAAGGAGCGCCUUCGUUUCCUGUCCUAAGAAUGCAGUUCCGGGAAGAGAGGUGAACGUUUUCUGGCUGGCUGCAAUAUGCGCCCUUGGUCUCCCCAGGAAAGGCCCAGAUUCUGACUGAGAGGAGAUUUUGGGGUUGUCAUGGCAACGUGAGCCGGUUCGACCCAAGGCCUAGUCAGAGCCGUAACUCGAGGGCAGUCACCACCUCGUCAGCUGGCAGCAAGGUGAGAUUGAACAAGAAGUAGAAGGAACUCCCUACUGCUUCAGAGACCAGAUCCAGAGUCUCUAGAAGAGAAAUUGAGCAGAAGUUAGAAACAAAUUGAGGACUGAACGUCAAAAGUCCAAACUACCUGGCAUGAUCCUCAAGGACCCAUCUCUUCGUGUGUCCUGUUUUCUGCAACAGCUGGCCAGGGGGGUACAAUGAAGGUCCCUGUUGCUGUCAUUCGCCUGCCCCGUGGACCGGAUGGCUCAAGAGGGUUUGAUCCCAACUCUCUUCGUUUCCAGACUUUGGGUCCCGCCAGCCUCUCCUCCAUGGGCUCCGGGAACGCAGAAAACUUGGAACAGGAGCAGCAAAGCCGAGUGGCGCUGCGGGAACGUUACCUGCACAGCCUGCGGGCCAUGGCUGGGCGGCCCGUCCGCUUCACCAUGUAUGAAAGGGUCAACGUCACCGCCUUGUUCGGAGCCUCCGACAUUGACAUCCUGAACUUCCAGGUCUCUGAACUGCAGACUCCUCUGGGGAUACAGAAAGAAGCACUCCUACGCUGCUCAGAUAUCAUUGCUUACUCCUUUGAACUUUGAGGGCUUUUCCCGGCCUGGCUUCUUUUAUAUAUAGAUAAUAAAUGCUCUUCUGUUCUAGA
Pogona vitticeps (central bearded dragon) is the source of this 1172-nucleotide messenger RNA. The record is from RefSeq and is a predicted model, not a curated record. Lineage: Eukaryota; Metazoa; Chordata; Lepidosauria; Squamata; Agamidae.